Molecule: messenger RNA, 3116 nt
Organism: Cicer arietinum (chickpea)
Lineage: Eukaryota; Viridiplantae; Streptophyta; Magnoliopsida; Fabales; Fabaceae
Product: transcription factor GTE7-like
Molecular function (GO): protein binding
Source: RefSeq, a predicted model, not a curated record
UCUCUUUCUCGCUCAGAUUAGGGUAAUCGAAAUUCCAAACCCUACACGCUCUUUUUUCUUUCCCGUAGCUUCUCUCUCUAGAUCCAGAAGCUUUGCCUCCGUCGGGGGCGCGUGUAGUUUCCAAACGGCGCGUGGUGAUAUCAGAUGCGCGUGAUCUUACGCGUUCUUAAUAUUCAUGUCCUGUUCGACCCGCAUUGGAAAUUUCAUGCCGGAGGAGUGCCGGAUUCUCACCGGACGGCCGUGAUUUCGUUUUUACAUGGCAUCCGCCGUCCUUGCCAACCGUAACGAAUCAAACUGGCCGCAGCACAGAGGCGGUGGAGCAGGAUUCAUGGGUAAAGUACCUUACGCUAACCCUAACCCUAAAUUUGGUAACAAUAGGAGGACACAAUCGCCGUCGGAUGAUGCUUCGUCCAUCAACCGGCGAUCCAACGAUGUUGUCGCUAACCAUUCACAAUACGUGACCUUCAACAUCGCCACGUACUCAAAGACGGAGCUCAAUGAGCUUAAAAACCGUCUUGCAUCGGAACUUUUACAAAUUCGUCAGCUCAAGAUUCGAAUUGAGUCAGGCGAGUUUAAACCUAAGCCCAGCCACAACGGUGGUGGCCCCCCUAAGAAAUCGACGAGCAAGAAGGUCUCCGGCAAUAAACGACCUUUCCCUGCGGCUAGGGAAUUAAAGAGGUCGCAAUCGGAGAUUGUGGACGUGAUGAAGGCUUGCAGUCAUAUUUUGCAGAAGCUGAUGAAAAACAAACACGCUUGGAUCUUCAACAGUCCGGUGGACGUUUCGGGGUUGGGUCUUCACGAUUACUACGAUAUAAUUAAACACCCUAUGGAUCUGGGUACCGUGAAGGAGAAACUCGUCAAGAAUGCUUAUGCUACGCCAGCAGAUUUUGCUUACGAUGUGCGGUUGACGUUUAACAACGCAUUGACCUACAAUCCCAAGGGACAUGAGGUUAACACCGCAGCUGAACAGUUUCUUGCGCGGUUUGAGGAGCUGUUUAGGCCGGUUCAUGAACAAUUCAAUGAUCGUGGUUUUGAAGAGGAAUUGCAGGCCAGUUCAUGGACACAUGUUGAACCGGAGAGGAUCAAGAAGAAAGAGAAUCCGGUUCCUAUUCCAAUCCCUCCAUCGGUGAAAUUGCAAGAGUCUUUGUCUGCCCCAGCUAGUACUUCUAACCAGCCAAGCACUUCAAAUCCGCCAAUGGUACAGUCACCAGUGCACACACCUUCCCCGAUGAGGGCGCCUCCGGUGAAGCCCUUGAAGCAGCCCAAGCCAAAGGCGAGGGACCCAAAUAAGAGGGAAAUGAGCCUUGAAGAAAAACACAAGUUGGGACUUGGGUUACAGAUUUUGCCAGCUGAGAAGAUGGAACAGGUUGUGCAGAUCAUAAGGAAGAGAAACGGGCAUCUAGAACAGGAUGGUGAUGAGAUCGAGCUUGAUAUGGAGGCUGUUGAUACAGAGACUCUCUGGGAACUCGAUCGAUUGGUGACUAAUUGGAAAAAGAUGGUGAGCAAGAUUAAGCGGCAGGCGCUAAUGGAUAAUAAUAAUGUGCCUUCGAACAAAGGCAAUGGGGAAUUGCCUGACAGGGAGAAGCUUGAUGCAGCCCCUCCAUCUGAGGGGAAGAAGCAAAAGAAGAUAGAAACUGGUGAUGAGGAUGUUGACAUUGGGGAUGAUAUGCCGGUGAACAAUUUCCCUCCUGUUGAGAUUGAGAAAGAUAAGGAUGUAGGUGGUGGUGGUGGUGGUGGGGGCCAUGCCAGUAGUAGUUCGAGUAGCUCCAGCAGUUCUGGUAGUGAUUCUUCAUCGUCGAGUGAUUCAGAUUCUGGGAGUUCUUCAGGAAGUGAUUCUGAAGCGGACAAUGGGCACUCGUAGCAGGGCAGGGAUUUUGGAAUUAAUGGUCAUUUAGACCGAUGCCGGUUGGCAGAUCAAGAAAUGUGUGCUUCAUUGCCGUAGUGCUUGAGUGUCUGGGCUAGUAGUAGUGAACAUUGAUUGUUGGUUUCAACGUGGGAGUGGCUAAUUGGAUUGGAAUAUGGCACCUGCUCCAAGAUUUGCAAUGUGACGACAUAGAUGUAUAAAUCUUUCCUACAACCCAAGGGUUUGGAAAUAAUCAAAGCAUUUGUAGGCCAGAAAGUUACGUGGUUAAAAAUUAUCUAGUAGGAUAGAUUCUUAAGAAGGAUAGGAAGAGAAUCAAUAGUAUUAGUGAUUUUUAUGUGUUUACCUUGUACACAUUACAGUAAGUAGAUGAAUCACCCUCCUCGGACUUCGGAGAAAGAAUUUUUGCUGAUCUGCAAUUAACUUGUUUGGAUUGCUAAUUAGAUGAAUCCCACCUUUCCUAUUGUGUUGGGAUCAGCCAGGGAAAGUGAGAAAAGAGACAGUAUCCUCAUUGAAGAAUCAUAUAUACAAAAUGAAAAUGUAAUUUGGUAUAUCUAAAGAGUCUCCCUCAGAAAAUAUAGCGAUGGGUAUAUAUAUAUAUAUACAGCCAUCAAAAGCCCUUUAAAUUCGUACAUGAACUGAAAAGAUAAAUUUAUCUAUAUUUUAUAACAUGUAUGAAUUUUAGGGGAGAAGCAGAAUGAGUAAAAUUAAAUGUACCUAAAACCACAUCCUCCAAUGGGCUGGAUAUGUUUGAACACUGAUGUGGCAGUCAAAGUUGGCGAUAACAAGCCUGGGUGUGGUGGUCUGUUCAGAGAUAGUGAUGGUGGUGGGUUUCUCUAUGAGUUUGAUCAUGUGCAACGCCUUUAUUGCAGAAUUAUGAAGAGUAUUGAAGAGCCUUCGAUUCACUGGAAAGUAGUUGGAGAUUCAUCUUGAUUUGGAAGUGGUGGUCUAGGCCUUAAAUUAGGCUGAGAAGUGUUGAGCAUUGUUAGAACAUUAUUCAGUAUUUUCACUAGGAGUUAGAUGUCAGUAUCAUACUUGUAGUAACAGAGAAUUACAGAUAAGCUAACACUUGUGCGGGUAUUCUUGCAAAUAUAGGGGUGUUCUGAGGUUGAUUUGCUCUCAAGUUUAUAAGCAUCCUUGUUCGUUUAUCCUCAUUGUAGUUCUCCUUGAGUUUUGUCCCUCUUGCAAUUAAAACAGAGAGGAGUCUUUGAUGUUUAAAUAUUUGUGUUUUAAGUUUAUUUUCUUUGUCCCGAAA